GCGAUUCGGGAGAAUUUCCGAAAGGAGCGACAGGUGAACGCGCCGUGGCCCGUGCCCGGGCUCGUCACCGAGGGCGUCCUCGUGGAGACGUUUGAAAGAGGCGAGGCGCUGUCGAGCACGAUCCGCCGCGGGUGCGAGCACAACAAGACGCUCUGCGCGCACGGCGUCGACGCGUACCUCAAGAUGCUCCUGCGGGAUAACUUCCUUCACUCGGAUUUACACCCCGGGAACAUUCUGUUUCACUUGCACCAAAUCUCCGACGCGGACCCCAGCGCGUCCGCGGCGGCGCUCAACGCGAUCAAAGGCGAGGUCAGGCUCGUGCUCUUGGACUUUGGGAUCGCGGACGAGCUCCCUCAGGACGUGCGCGAUCGGUUCUUGACGUUUCUCUUCUCGCUCGUUCGCGAGGACGGCCCGGCGGCGGCGGACGCCAUCUUAGGAUGGAGCUCGGAUCAAAAGUGCGUCGGCGCCGCCGCGGAGGCGCUCCGAGCGGACAUGACCGCGCUCAUACGCGAGUCGUGCAGGAUAACGAAGCAACGCGUGGACAUCGACGCGGUGUUGAAGAAGGUGCUCACGCUGUUGCGUCGGCACGGCGUCUCCGUGGACGCGGUGUACGCGUCGCUGGUCGUGUCCAUGUGCGUGCUGGUCGGGUUCGCGAACGCGCUGGACGACGAGCUGUGUCUGUUUGAGGUUGCCGUGAGCGCGUUCAUGUCGUACUCCGUGACGGGGGAGGUCGUCGGGAAGCUCUUCGAGAAGUAAACGUAGCGUUGACGUGAAGCGAGUUCCAAACAUUUUUC
This is a messenger RNA of Micromonas pusilla CCMP1545, 794 nucleotides long. RefSeq lists its product as uncharacterized. The record is from RefSeq and is a predicted model, not a curated record. Bases 184 to 756 code for a protein of 190 amino acids. Lineage: Eukaryota; Viridiplantae; Chlorophyta; Mamiellophyceae; Mamiellales; Mamiellaceae. The transcript is spliced from 2 exons.